AUGAGAUAUGUGGAGUCAAUAGAGCCCAGCUCACUCACUUCCGGUUCAGCUGCCUGGCUGCUCCUGAGUGCAGUCCGUUCAAAGGGCGUCGCUAGGCGGUUGUUUCAGUACCCGAGAGAUCCUGGCUCACGAGUUCGAUUUCGCAGCCAAUGCAUUAUCCGGUUGGCAGUAGCCGAUAAGGCGUUGCGAAUCCAUCGGGGCUUGCAGGAGGGACGGGGAUCGCUGGAGGGGUUUUCAGGCCCGGCGCAAACCAGCAGCGGUAAGGAGCCUCUCUGUGGAGGUGGCAUCACGUCUGACGGUCUACACGUCGCGUCGAGCAAGGGGCCCUGGACUGGACCUUCAUCCACGAUCCUCCAUCAACAUAUGACGGGGCGCUGGGUUGUGCCAUGCGCCCUGCGAAUCUUGCGUGCUCACACCCGUACCAAGCCCUACUGUCCUCCGUCUACACCACUCCUCACACAAGGCCCUCAGCUCCACCAUCGUCCAGAUGCGCACCAACAAGAUUGGACCACGACAAUUCCUAUACAUAAGAAAGGUGCCGGAGAUCACCGAUCACCCUAUGCGAAUGCGGGAGCAAUCAGACUGUACGACACGUCCUCCUGGCGUGCCCUAGAUUCAACAGCCUUAGAGCGGAAACAUGGGAAGACAGCGAUGGAAGAAGGGGAAAGAUUGGAUCUCAAGGAGAUCCUGACCACGCCUAAGCUAGCUAAGGCCGCAAGAUUCAUGAUCUUAACUAGACUCCUCGGGCAACCGCUAGUGGGAAAGGGAUUGAAGUCGUAA
This is a messenger RNA of Paracoccidioides lutzii Pb01, 780 nucleotides long. RefSeq lists its product as hypothetical. The transcript has 3 exons. The coding region runs from base 1 to 780 and encodes 259 amino acids. The record is from RefSeq and is a predicted model, not a curated record.